UGUAUUCUUUGAGAAAUUCCUGAAACAGGUUUCUGCAGGUUAUGGACCUUUCGGCUUUCCAUAAUUUGGUGCCCCACGAAUGCUGUGAGAAGUUGCCUGGUUGUUGCAUCUCCUCCCCAUUGGAUACUAAUCAGCAUAUCUGAUCUUCCAGAGUAAAUCCGUCCUCCGGUUGGAGAGUCUGGUUCACUUCUCCUCACCAUGGCUCUGCUGUACACUGCGCUCGCUGCUCUGCUCCUCGUUCUUCUCCUUCUUCAUCUCCGCUUCCCGUAUUUUGUCCACGAUGUGUUGUUUUUCCUGAAGGGGGUCCGUUUGGCCAUGAGGAUGAGGAAGUUCCGCAGCUCCACUCCGUGCUACACCAUCCUGGAUCGCUUCUUAGAUGCGGUGAAGAACCACCCCGAGAAGAAGUUCGUGGUGUUUGAAGGUCGCUCCUACACCUACAGCGAGGCGGACAGACUGAGCAGUAAAGCAGCCAGGGCUCUGCUCCAUCACACCGAGCUGCAGCAAGGAGACACUGUGGCUUUGUUCCUCGGGAAUGAACCGAACUUCAUCUGGGUUUCUCUCGGACUCUUCAAACUGGGCUGCACCGCUGCGCUCCUCAACUCCAACAUCCGCUCCAGGUCCCUGCUCCACUGCUUCACCUGCUGCGGGGCAAAAACCCUCAUCGCUGGGGCAGAUUUGAAGGAAGCAGUGGAGGAAGUUCUUCCUGAAUUGAAGCAGCAGGAAGUGCGUGUCUUUCUGCUCGGAGAAAAUUGUCCUAAUAACGAAAUCGUAAACCUGAGUGAGAAAAUCGAUGCUGCGAGCGACGAGCAACUUCCACGCUCACUUCGAUCCAAAAUCACUAUGAAGACCCCAAUUUACAUCUACACCUCAGGGACCACUGGUCUUCCAAAAGCAGCUGUGAUCAAUCAUGAGAGGGUUUGGUUGGCCUCCUUCCUACAGAGCAUGUCUGGCAUCUGUUCUGAUGAUGUCCUUUACUUGUACUUGCCCCUGUACCACAGCGCUGGCUUUCUUAUGGGCCUGUCUGGGGCAAUAGAGCGGGGAAUCACAGUGGUGUUGAGGAGGAAGUUCUCAGUGUCUCAGUUCUGGAAUGACUGCAGGAAGAACAACGUGACGGUGAUCCAGUACAUCGGAGAGAUCAUGCGCUACCUCUGUAACUCACCGAAGACAGACAGUGACCGCACACACAACGUGCGUCUGGCUCUGGGAAACGGUAUACGUGCCGACACGUGGACGGAGUUUCUGCAGCGGUUUGGAGACGUGCGAAUCUGCGAAUGUUACGGAGCCACAGAAGGGAACAUUGGGUUUGUCAACUACGUGGGGAAGAUCGGAGCCAUCGGGCGGGAAAACUCCAUCAUCAAGAGACUCACACGUUACGCUCUCAUUAAAUACAAUGCUGAGACGGAAGAACUGGUGCAAGACUCCCGAGGGUUCUGUGUGGAGGUUUCUACUGGAGAAACAGGCCUGCUGGUGGCUAAGAUCUCUAAAGCAUCCCCGUUUCACGGCUAUGCUAACAACAAACAGCAAACAGAUAAAAAGAAGCUGAGGAACGUGUUUGAGCAGGGAGAUGUCUACUAUAACACUGGAGACCUGAUGAAAGUUGACCAGGAAGGAUUCAUCUAUUUCCAGGACCGCAUUGGAGACACGUUCAGGUGGAAGGGCGAGAACGUGGCUACCACCGAACUGGCUGAUAUUUUAAUUAUGGUGGAUUUCAUAGAAGAGGCAAAUGUCUAUGGAGUCAAAGUUCCAGGUCAAGAGGGCAGAAUCGGAAUGGCUGCUAUUAAGCUGAAGGAGGGACGGGGCUUCGACAGCUCUGUAGCAUACAGGCACGUUGAGAGCUACCUGCCUGCAUACGCCAGGCCACGUUUCAUUAGGAUCCAGGAGAUGCUGGAUGUCACAGGCACCUACAAACAGGUGAAGGUGAAAAUGGCAGAGGAGGGAUUUAACCCCAAAACCAUCCAGGAUAAUCUGUACUUCCUAGACGACAUGAAGAAGACCUAUGUCCCCAUGACGGAGGACAUUUUUAACUCCAUAUGCAAUGGACAGUUGCGAUUAUAAUACACACACACACACACACACACACACGCACAAACGCGUACAAGCACAAACACAAACACACAUCACUGAAGUGCCUUAAACCAGGAUUUUUAUUCUUAAUAAUUAUAAUAAACACAUCAUACAUAAUUACAGGAAGUACAUGAAAAAGAAAGUGAGAUAAAAACACAUUCUACUAUUUUUUGAUUAAAAAAACAAAUAAAUAAAAUUUUUACCUGAAGUCAAGUUUCAAUAAAUUCAAUGGAAAGAAA
Molecule: messenger RNA, 2303 nt
Organism: Silurus meridionalis
Lineage: Eukaryota; Metazoa; Chordata; Actinopteri; Siluriformes; Siluridae
Product: very long-chain acyl-CoA synthetase-like
Molecular function (GO): long-chain fatty acid transmembrane transporter activity; long-chain fatty acid-CoA ligase activity
Source: RefSeq, a predicted model, not a curated record